AUAUUUUAUCACAUUUAGGCCUAAGCCAACUUUUAGCCCUAGCCAAGCCCACUAACAAAAGUACCGAAAUAAUAAAAGUUAAACUUUUUUAUUUUCAGCUGUUUCAUUCGAGUCCCAACUUAUAAAUACUACAAAUGUGACGGCAAAGAUAGCUAAUGCUAGAUCUAGGCAAAUAAAUCUAAUCUAGAAAUCUAGAUCUAGAUCUAGACUAGUUUAUAGAUUUUAGUUAUUGAUGAUGAGAUAUAGAAAUCUAUAUUUGAUUUAGACCUAUACUAUACACUAUUAGUAUUACUUAAACACAAUGUUAAUAUUGUGUAGAUCCAGAAGUAGAAAUUAUUGUAAUAAAGCUAAGAAAAAUUCUGAGACUUCGACCAAGGUGGCGGAUGAUACGACUUUUUUCAAAGCUUACCCUUCAAGCUGGGCCCAAAUCUAGUCACGUUAUGUCAGGGAAAUACUUCUACGCAGUAAAAAGAGGAAGAGUGCCCGGUGUUUAUGCAACUUGGUCUGAAUGUGAAAAGCAAAUCAAAGGCUUUCCCAACCCUGCUUUUAAGAAAUUUUCAACUGAAGCCGACUGCCAUUCAUUUAUCUGUGAUAAUGCAAGUUCAUCUCCAAGUUUUGCUGUCAGUUCUAACGAUGCCAGUGCUACUCCAGCUGAGAUGAGUGGUGCGAGCAUCUCAUCCCUCAUGUCCCAUAUUUACUCGCUGAAGGCAGACAUGAAGACAACAAAGGAAAUGGUGCUGACACUUCAGUCUGGUUUAGCAGAGGUCAGAACCACACUAAAAACAUUAGAGGAAGCUGUCUUCACUGCUCCAGGCAGCAAAAGACAUUACUCUACCAGCUCAGGAGGGGCAAGCUCCAGUUUGGAUGCUAACCAGACAAAACGUCCAAAAUUUGAUUUAAAAGCUGAGCAAUUUACUGGUUCAAGAUUCAGUGAAGCAGAAGGAAUUAAUGUAUAUACUGAUGGAGGCUGCUUUGAUAAUGGCCGGUGUGGUGCAAGAGCUGGGAUAGGUGUCUUUUGGGCUCCAGAUGAUCCUGACAAUGUAAGUGAAAGAUUGCCAGGUCGGCCAACAAAUAACAGGGCAGAAAUUCAUGCAGCUGUACGUGCUGUUCAACUGGCCAAGAAAAAAGGAAUUAAGAAUUUAAUUCUCCACACUGAUAGUCAAUUUUUGAUCAAUGGAAUAACCAAGUGGAUCAAGGGCUGGAAGAGGAAUCAGUGGACCAAGACCACUGGGAGCCCUGUUGUAAACAAGGAGGAUUUUGAGGAACUCGACAAGCAAUUAAAAAAUAUCAAUGUCAAAUGGGUAAGGUUCCAUCUUGAGCUGCAAAGUUUCUUGGCUAUUUUGGGCUGGAAAUCUGAACUAAUCUUUAAAAGGAUACAAAAGUUUGUAAAAGAUGUAGGACAUAUAGGCUGCAGAAUUUAGCAAAUACUUAUUUGUAAGAUUACUUUAAUGGAUGUUUUGUUGCAUUGGAAUUGUAAAAUAUAUCACAUUCAAAUAUUAAUCUCAUGAAAUUAAAUAGAAAAAGUAUUGACUGUCCAUUAUAAAUGUUGAGGACCCUUGUGGCGCUCCAACAGUCCACUUAGAUAGGGGACAGAAUAAUAAAUUUCAAAUCAUCAAUAAAAAGGUUUACGUUGAACAAAUUAAAAUUACCUCCCCUGACAAUUUUAACUGAAUAAUAUUUUAUCAUUUAAACAGUUCUUAUUAAUACUUGAGAAAAAUCUUUAAGGUAAGAAAUGAGUGUUGAUUUUACAGAAUUGCUGAUCAUUUACAUUUCUCAAACUUAAGCAACCAUUCAGCAGAUUAACAAUUGAAUCUUUAAUAGUCAUUUUGCCAACAAUAAUAGCUGAUUACACUAAUUACCACAGAUACAAAGCUGAAUUAUUAAUACCAAAUUAUAAUAAUAAAUACGAGUACUAGUGUCAUCUGAAGGUAUUUAUUGAAUCCCUCAUUCAUAAAACAUUUAAUGUAAAACAUUGAAAUAUGUUUGUCUGCUAAUUGACCAACCUAUCAAAUAAUUUUUAGGAACAUUUCCAGUUUUAACACAUUGUUUGAAGUAAACAGAAUUUUAAAAGUUAAACCAACUUUAUUUACUAUCCUUAUGCAGCUUUUGGUUUUAAUCCAUACCAUCUUAAAAUAUAUGAUGUGUAUGUAUAACUGUUAUCUGUGUGACUUACCUCCAGGUGUAUGUCAGAGGUCACUGUGGAAAUCAGGCCAAUGAAUCUGCUGAUCGGCUGGCCAAAGAAGGUGCUGAGAAAUCUUUAUAAAAAAUUUGCCCAGUUUUUUUGUCAGGUUCAAAAAAACGAAUGAAGUGUGUCAAUGUUUUAAUGAGGUUCAAUAGUUACUGAACAUCAUUAUUAAUGCUGAUCACGUUUUUUGGUCAGCAUAUACUUUUAUAAUUUAUUAAAUGACAAUAAUAAAACUGAAACUUAAAUUUUGUUUUGUAUUACUGUUUAAAGUUGCCCUACUUAUUC
This is a messenger RNA of Physella acuta, 2470 nucleotides long. RefSeq names its product ribonuclease H1. Lineage: Eukaryota; Metazoa; Mollusca; Gastropoda; Physidae. The record is from RefSeq and is a predicted model, not a curated record. Gene Ontology annotation, molecular function: RNA-DNA hybrid ribonuclease activity; nucleic acid binding; magnesium ion binding. Gene Ontology annotation, biological process: DNA replication, removal of RNA primer.